This is a messenger RNA of Petromyzon marinus (sea lamprey), 3347 nucleotides long. It is a transcript of the gene AQP4, whose product is annotated as aquaporin 4. The record is from RefSeq and is a predicted model, not a curated record. Gene Ontology annotation, cellular component: basolateral plasma membrane; plasma membrane. Gene Ontology annotation, biological process: water transport; transmembrane transport. NCBI's taxonomy places the organism in Eukaryota, Metazoa, Chordata, Hyperoartia, Petromyzontiformes, Petromyzontidae. Gene Ontology annotation, molecular function: water channel activity.
GUUCCGGCUCUCAGGUGGAUUCUAUCCAGUCGCCCGUGGGCAAGCGAGACGUUAUUUAAGCAACGACACCAACAGCAACUGCCAGGCCUAAGCCAUGACCGCCUUCCGCGGCGUCUGGACCCAAGCCUUCUGGCGCUGCGUGGCCGCCGAGUUCGCGGGCACGGCCCUCUUCCUCAUGCUGGCCCUGGGCUCCGCGAUGCCGUGGCCCGACCAGGCCUCGGACCCCCUCCGCACGGCCCUCGCCUUCGGCCUCAGCCUGGCGGCGUCGGCCCACGCGUUCGGCCACGUGAGCGGCGCGCACCUGAACCCGGCGCUCACGGCGGCGAUGGCGUGCAUGAGGAAGAUCACGCUGGCCAAGGCCGUGGUCUACAUGCUGGCGCAGUGCGUGGGGGCCGUCACGGCGGCGGGUCUCGUCUACGCGGUCACUCCGCCCGAGGCUCGCGGCGACAUGGCGGUCACGCAGCUGCACAAGUCGCUGUCUGCGGGUCACGGUCUGCUCAUCGAGAUGAUGAUCACCUUCUUCCUGUCCUUCACCGUCUUCUCCACGUGCGACCCCAACCGACCGGAGCCGCGCAUCCCGGGCUCCGUCGCCGUCGGGGUGGCGGUGAUAGCGGGGCACCUGUUCGCGAUCCCAUACACGGGCGCCAGCAUGAACCCUGCUCGCUCGCUGGGACCCGCGAUCGUGUCGGCCAACUGGGACCAUCACUGGCUGUACUGGAUUGGCCCAAUGCUCGGGGCCGUGCUGGCCGGCGCCGCCUACGAGUACCUGCUGUGCCCCGACCCCGAGAUAAAGCGCCGCCUCAAGGAGGCCUUCUCCCGAGCCUCUCCCGCUCGCCAGCAAUCGCUGGGCGCCAAGUACGUGGAGAUGGAGGAGGCGGGCGGCGGGCGCGAAGACGGCAACCUGGUGUUCAAGCCCGGCUCGUCGCACCUCGCCGAACGCCCCGAGUCGAAGCCCAACAACAACAACGGCGGCACCGGCCACAACCACGGCAACGUGGCUGGAGACCCGGGAUCGUCCAGCGCAUGACUCCGAGGCCCCGCCGAGCGUGGGUACAGGGCCAUCGUACAGGAGCUGCAAGCUCGCUUUGCGGCGAUCAGAGAGACCGCCGUGUGAGAGGUGGCAUUUGUAACUUUUUUUUCCGAACGGGCAUCCUCGAGGCUUCUGAACCUUCCACAAAAAAAUAAUAUAAAAAUAUAUAAAAGUGAUUUCUUGCCCAAAGGAGCGUCCAGGCGGCGCUCGUCUGUUCACAGUCCUGAAGCAGUGGUGGAAAUUCCAUAUUCCUAUGGCGCGGGAGGGCGAGUCAAUGCAUAGGACGACCACUGUUGACUUCAUCACAAAGUGGUACUUAUUGUAUCCACCCCAGAGGGAUGAUGGGCUGAGUCAACCUCCCACCCCCCCCAACCGGGAUUUGAACUCGCAAACUUCCGAUUGCGAGCCGAUCUCUCACUGCCGCUGUUCCACCUGCCCUAGCUCGCCACACGCAACCUAAACGCCGAUCACGAUUAUCAAUAACACUGCGAUAUUGCCAGGCCAGAUUUUAAUUUGAGAUUUGUCAUCUUUUUUGUUUUGUUUUUUAAAGCGUAAACCUGCGUAGACUUGUUUACGUGUGAGGAAUGGCCCCGUGGGGGUAGUUGGGUGGGGGCUGGAGGGUUCUGACCCCCCCCUGCUAGAGGCUCAGUAGGGGGGGGGGGGCUGGGGGGGUUCUAAGCCCCUCCCCCCUGCUGGAGGCUCGGCCACCCUGCUUCAUGCGUUUAUGGCCGUAGUCAAUAAAUAUUGCCGCAAAAAAUACUCUGUACAACGAAGCAAUGGGCAUCAUUUCCAUAGUAUACACAGCGGGUGGGAGCCAGAGCGGAAUGCACGAUAGACGUUAGAGUCCAUGCCGUUACUCAUUCAGUUUAGCAUUUAACAUUUGUUUAAUGUUUGUUUGACCGUUGGGCGCAUCAUGACCCCGUGCAUAUGUUGUCUGUGCUCCCUUUAAACUGGGCCACACUGCGACAGCGUUGGUGAGGAGCAUUCGUUAUUUAUUUAUUUCGCUCGUGCUACUACGUAUGUUUAAAAAAAGUGCUUUCACUUGACGUGUAACGGGCAGGACACGUUCACUGGGGUGGAUGGCGGUGCAUCGCUUUGUCGGCGAACAAAAAUUGUCUUAUCGUGCGCGCAUCGAAGUGGUGGCAUGCGGGAAUCGAUUAUUUACGGAUUGCGACGAUGUUUAAGGGGGCGAACUGAACUGUACAAACGAUGGAAAGCAAACGACGAGGAGUCCGAACCGAGCCGGAAAAGAACAAUGCCCCCCGAGUGAUUGAGUUGAAUCAUGACCCCUAAAUAGUGACGACUCGCGGAGUUGGUAGGUGACGGGGUAGGAGGUCUUGGGUCAGGGUGAACCUGAACCUCAAGCCACCGUGGUCUUUAAAGUCCGCUUCGUGUAGCGCUUUGGUCACCUCUCAAAAUCAAUUGCGAGAACGCGGACCAGCAAACCCACUUCAACAGACUUGUCAAAUUACGCGAGUGGAGAAGUAGCGUCACCAGCAUGGGCCCUGGCAUCUGGGCAACCCGUUUAGCCCGUGGGCCUCGGUGCAGUUGCACCGCCUGCUCACCCAGUAGCUAGGCCGCUGCGUGACGCGCGUGGCAGAGAGACGAGCGUGACGCUUCAACGCCUGGUAUGGGCGCGCGACCUCAAGGUUUUGUGAGAAGGUCGUUUGUGACGUGCCCGACCCGCCAGCGGGCGUUAACGGGGGAGCGAUCGUCAUUUCGGUUGCUAAAGCGCCGAGCUGACACGCUGCUGCCGACGGGAAACGGGCGCCCAGCUUGUCGCUGCGUUGCGCGACGGUGAGCAAUGGGCAGCCAAGUUAAUCCAUUCGUGUGCACCGCUGCCGUUGAGCACGUCUCUGUUUUUGUUCAAUAUUCUUUCCUCGGCAGAUUUUUUUUUUAUUACCCAAUGCAAAGGGUGUAGCCUGCUGCGCAUACAUGGAAUACAAUGAACGGGUUUAGAGCCAUAUUAUUAGGUAACGCUAUUAUUAACUUGCUAAGUCUUGUUAGAUUUUAGUUUCUGCGGCAGGGAGAUACUUUACAUGCACAAUGUAUAUUUGGUCGGGGAUAUCAUGCAUGUAUCUGUCCCGAUCACCUUCAUCCCCACAUUAUCUACAGUUGUAAGAUUGAUGUCAAACAGAGGGCUUUAGAGCUCCCAGCUGUGACUGGUGGGAAUUUACAUCGCGAGCACGUGUAGAUUUUACGAAAUCGCGAUUUGAAGAUUCCCAUUUUGCACCACGGCAAUUAGAAGGCCGAGGUUAUUGCUGCGUGAUGGUGGCACGCCGACGUCCAGAAUAAAACGCCUCAUUCGAGACCCAAA